Vollenhovia emeryi is the source of this 1445-nucleotide messenger RNA. Its product is annotated as odorant receptor 47a-like. The record is from RefSeq and is a predicted model, not a curated record. Gene Ontology annotation, biological process: detection of chemical stimulus involved in sensory perception of smell; sensory perception of smell. Gene Ontology annotation, cellular component: plasma membrane. Gene Ontology annotation, molecular function: odorant binding; olfactory receptor activity. The transcript has 8 exons. Lineage: Eukaryota; Metazoa; Arthropoda; Insecta; Hymenoptera; Formicidae. The coding region runs from base 3 to 1274 and encodes 423 amino acids.
AGAUGUUCGCUCCUGAGAGUAAGUACUAUAAUGUGAACCGAUUGCUUUUGCUAAUAUGCGGUUUGUGGCCCUAUCAGAAGUCAAAGUUGAGAAAUAUUCAGGCUACAUUCUACCUCACCAUUUUAUUCUCAUUUAUAGUGCUCCAGCUUACGACAUUCAUCAGCGCAGACUGCACUAUAAACCUAGUUACGAAAGUGUUAUCGAUCGUUCUUCCCAUAUUUGUAGCCAUCUUAAAACACGGCGCCUUUUUCUAUAAUAACCAAAGAAUGAAAGAUCUUACAAAUUUAAUGUGGUAUCACUGGACUAUACUUCGGGAUAAGCAAGAAAUUGCAAUAUUAAAGAAGUAUACCAAAUUCUCGAGGCGAUUUACGAUUUAUUUGCUACACAUCCUUGCUUUCGGCAUAUCUGUUAUAAUAAUAGGCCACAUAUUGCCAGUGAUUUUGGAUAUACUAGUGCCAUUGAACUCAUCUCGGCCACGACACUUCUACAUUUUAAUAGAAUGCUCUAUUGACGAAGAAAGAUACUUUUUUUGGCUUUUACUACAUACCGUUGUAACUUUAUCAACAGCAAUGAUGAUGAUGGUAUCCGUCGGAACUAUGUUUAUGAGUUACAUUUGCCAUGCUUGCGCAAUGUUUAAAAUUGCUAGCUAUCGCAUCAGAGAUGCAAUAACCGAAAAUGCUAAAGAAGGACCAUCUUUCCAAAAAGAUCAUGCAAUUUAUAAAAACGUUAUCAGUGGAGUGCGUAUUCAAAAGAAAGCUAUAGAGUUUGCUGAUAUGAUUGUGUCCGAUUUAAAAGGGCAUUUUUUCGUAUUGCUCAGUGUGGGGGUAGCUUCGUUAGCUGUUAAUUUAUUUCAGGUUUUCAUCGCGUUAUCUACAAAAAACAUAAAUGAAUUGUUUACAACUUUUACAUUUGUUGCCGCACAAUUCUGCUAUUUAUAUCUUGGGAAUUAUGCUGGGCAGAUAGUUACGGAUCAUUACUCCGAAGUAUUCGACGCGACAUAUGAUUCAUAUUGGUAUAUAACGCCAUUGCGUGUACAGAGAUUGUUAUUGUUCAUAAUGCAGAGAACUUCAAAAAACUUUUCUUUCGUUUUUGGAGGAAUAUUUGUAGUUUCGCUGAAAGGCUUUUCUUCGGUAAUAAAUGCAAUUGACUCUCUAAAAUGGUUACAUUUUAAAUUUUAUUUAAAGGAAAAUUAUAAAUUUACAGCUUGCGAGCAUGUCAAUAUCUUACUUUACGGUGAUUUAUUCCAUAAUUUCGAGAUAAUUUUUAAGAAAUAAAUUCUUUAUUCGCUGAGUUUUGUAUAAGUAUUUGAAUAUUAUCAGAUGGAAAUAUUUGAAUUUCAGGUAAUUUGAUGUUAUUAAUUAUUGUGCACAUAAGAGUAAUUCAUCUUUCAACUCGUUUUAAAUGUUAAUUAAUAUUGUACUAUGUUAUAUUAAAUAUUAAAUAUA